CUGUGCAGAGUCUGACCGGUUUAGCCAAUGGGUGCGUUCACGGAGAUCGUUCUUAGAAGAUCAUUGGCUAAAUUAAUAUUUUGAUAUAUUUCAGGUGUCGUACAAUAGCAGUACCUGAAAUGUAACGUCUAUUUUAAUGGAUGACAUGCAUGAAACUUUCUUUGACCCAUUAGUUAACAAAAAACACACACAAUGUUUUUAACCCGUGUUAGUGCUGUAUAUGUUUUCUGUUACUAAUGUUAUCAGAAUAAAAAAACAGCGUGAAAAGAACGAAGAUCGCUCUUUAUUUCUGUUUCCCUAACCCUCAAAAAUGACAUUUUAAUGGGACACUUCAGUCAAGACGCGGUCUGAACUUCCAAGUGAGUGAGAUGCGGGAAUAUUCUGCUCAAACGCAUGGUCAUUUUAAUUUAUUUUGGGGUGAGAGUGAGACUGUCUAAAGUGACACCAAAAAAGUCACGAAAAAUGCGUGAUCCUUGCCAUGUGCAGCGACCGCAGUAAACAUUUUAAUGUGUCCGUACUGUUCUUUUUAACGGCUUUCAAAUACUUAAAAUUACUUCUGCUUUGGGUUCACCCCGGUCACAAGUGUGUGUUGUACUGCUAUUGAGUUCCGUUGUUUCAGAUCGGAAGAAAAACUAUGUAACACCGGCUGUGUGACAGCAGCCCCAGCCUGGAAAAAAGAGUGGAGGCAAAAAUCGAGGGUACAGUGAAAUAAAAAUAUAAAAUCAACAGAAACCAGUCGGAAUAAAAUCAAAUCAGCGAUGGAUGGCAAGCGACAUUUCUGAAAAGUGAAGCGCUCCGACCUCGAGCCCUGCAUUAUACUCACGCAGGCGGCUGAUCUUGCAUGAACUGAAGUGCCCCCCCCCCCCCCCCCCCUCGGUACAAUCCUCACUCCUGGGAUCGUCUUCACGUGCCCAUCGCCAUGCGGACCAACAAGGUUUACAAGCUCGUGAUUCACAAGAAGGGGUUCGGAGGCAGCGAUGACGAGUUGAUGAUGAACCCCAAGGUGUUUCCUCAGGUCAAGCUUGGGGAUAUUGUUGAGAUCGCACAUCCCAACGAUGAAUACAGUCCGCUCUUGCUGCAAGUAAAGUCUCUCAAGGAAGAUCUUCAGAAAGAGACCAUCAGCGUUGACCAGACCGUGGCCCAGGCGUUCAAACUAAGACCGUAUCAGGAUGUCUAUGUUAACGGAGUUCAUCCAGAGGAUGUGACCCUUGACCUCGUGGAGCUGACCUUUAAAGACCAGUACAUCGGCAGAGGAGACAUGUGGCGCCUAAAGCAGAGCCUGGUCAGCACGUGUGCCUACAUCACACAGAAAGUGGAGUUUGCUGGAAUCAGAGCGCAAGCUAGCGAGUUGUGGGUGAAAGGUGAAAAGGUGACAUGUGGCUACAUAAGUGAAGAGACCAGGGUUGUGUUCCGCUCCACCUCAGCCAUGGUCUAUAUCUUCAUCCAGAUGAGCUGUGAGAUGUGGGACUUCGACAUCUACGGCGAUCUGUAUUUUGAAAAAGCUGUCAAUGGCUUCCUGUCAGACCUGUUUGCUAAGUGGAAGGAUAAGAACUGCAGCCAUGAAGUGACGGUGGUCCUUUUCUCCAGGACCUUCUAUGAAGCAAAGACCACAGAGGAGUUCCCUGAGGCCCAUCGCUCCUCCAUUCGGCAGGAUCAUGAAGGCAGAUUCUAUGAGGAUUUUUACAGGGUUGUGGCUCAGAACGAGAGACGGGAGGAGUGGACAACGCUGCUAGUGACCAUUAAAAAGCUGUUUAUCCAGUACCCAGUACUGGUGCGACUCAAGGUAGCAGGUGGCUUUCCCAGCGGACACAACUCCACUGCAGCAGAAGGAAACUACUUGGAGGCCAUCAACCUCUCCUUUAACGUGUUUGAUAAGCAUUACAUCAACCGGAACUUCGACCGCACUGGCCAGAUGUCUGUGGUGAUCACGCCUGGGGUGGGCGUGUUCGAGGUGGACCGGCUCCUCAUGAUCCUCACCAAGCAGCGCAUGAUCGACAACGGGAUCGGCGUCGACCUGGUCUGCAUGGGGGAGCAACCUCUGCAUGCAGUCCCACUCUUCAAGCUACACAACCGCACUGUUCCCGGAGACUCGCGCCUGGGAGACGACUACAAUCUGCCUCACUGGAUAAACCACAGUUUCUACACGUCGAAGAGCCAGCAGUCUUGUAACUACUUCACCCCGAGAAUCAAGCUGGCUGGAAAGAAGGUCCCAGUUGAAAAAGGCAAAAAUGGCAAAGACCAGGCUCUCGCUGCUCCCAAGGAGUCGGAGAACAACCUCCCUAUCCAGGUGGAUUACGAUGCGUACGACGCCCAGGUGUUCAGACUGCCAGGCCCGUCUCGAGCACAGCGGAGCACCAACUUCAGGACGGUGCGUGAUCGGGAGGCCAGCACCCGGAAGAGCUCGAGCUCGUGUGACGUGUCGAGCAGCCCCCCCCAGCCCGGCAAGCCCCUGCCCCUGGAGGAGGUGCGCAGCCAGGCCUCCGACGACAGCCUGGGCAAGAUCUCCAACAUCCUGCUCAUCCCCCGGCUCCACCAGCACCAGUAUGAGGUCAGCAGCUCGCUGGGCUACACCAGCACACGAGAUAUCCUGGAGAGGAUGAUGGACGCUCAGACUCGAGACUCCAGCGCUCCGGGCCGGUUCCACGUGGGCAGUGCCGAGUCCAUGCUGCACGUGCGGCCGGGGGGCUACACCCCACAGCGCGCCCUCAUCAACCCCUUCGCCCCCUCGCGCAUGCCCAUGAAGCUCACCUCCAAUCGGAGGAGGUGGAUGCACACCUUCCCAGUGGGCCCCUCCGGAGAGGCAAUUCAGAUCCAUCACCAGACCCGGCAGAACAUGGCGGAGCUGCAGGGGAGCGACCUGCGAGACCCCACCCAGUCCUCCGCAGAGCUGCUGGAACUGGCCUAUCACGAAGCCACCGGCAGACGCACUGCCGUUCGUCAGCAGGUGGAGAGCGGCCCGUACCCGGGAUGUGGAGGGAUGGACGAGUUCACCAGCAGCCCAGCCAGCAGCCACAGCACCGGGACGCCUGUAAACCGGGGAUCCUCUUUCGAAGACUCGACGUCCAGCAGCCCUGACCCAAUUCUGAUGCUGUCUGCUCCCCCUGUAGUGCCCAGUUUCUGUUGCACAGUGGGGGUAGACUGGAAGUCUCUGACCACACCGGCCUGUCUACCCCUCACCACCGAUUACUUCCCGGACAGACAGAGCCUCCAGAACGACUACACCCAGGGCUGCUACGAUCUGCUCCCGGAGUCCAACCUCGACAGGAGAGAUGAGGAGGAGGCUCUGAUGACAGCCCAGCAGGUGUUUGAGGAGUUUAUCUGCCAGCGGCUCAUGCAGGGGUACCAGAUCAUCGUGCAGCCCAAGAACAAGAAGGCAGCCCCCUCCGCGGGACCCCCGCUCAGCAGCAGCCCGCUGUACACCCGAGGGCUGGUGUCCCGUAACAAGCCCGAGGAAGAGGAGGACCAGUACUGGCUGAGCAUGGGCCGGACCUUCCACAAGGUGUGCCUGAAGGACAAGAUCAUCACUGUCACCAGAUACCUGCCCAAGUACCCUUGCGAGUCGGCUCAGAUUCAGUACAGCUACAGCCUGUGCCCCUCGCACUCCAACGCAGAGUUCCUGCCCUGCUGGGUGGAGUUCUCUCACGAGAGGCUGGAGGAGUACAAGUGGAACUACCUGGACCAGUACAUCUGCUCAUCUGGCUCUGAGGACUUCAGCCUCAUCGACUCCCUGAAGUUCUGGCGCACGAGGUUCCUGCUGCUGCCCGCCUGCAUCACGGCCACGAAGCGCAUCAUGGAGGGAGAGGCCCGCUGCGACAUCUACGGGGAGCGCCCGCGCAGCGACGACGAGGAGUGGCAGCUGCUGGACGGCUUCAUCCGAUUCAUCGAGGGGCUGAACAGAAUCCGCCGCCGCCACCGAUCCGACAGGAUGAUCCGCAAGGGGGCUGCUAUCAAGGGUCUGCAGGUGACGGGUCCCAUCGCUGCGUACCCCUCGGAGCCCCCCGGACCGCCGCUAGGGAAGAAGGGCACAUCGGCGCUGUCUGCACUGCUGGAGAUGGAGGCCAAUCAGAAGAGCCUGGAGGAGUAUCAGGCAGCGAUGCUGUCAGCGAAGAGCUCUGCACAGCUGAGUGACACCGCGGGGGUUGCCAUGACACCCACCUACAUGGACAGCCCCAGGAAGGACGGAGCGUUCUUUCUGGAGUUCGUCCGCAGCCCUCGCAAUACCUCCAUCUACCACCCCCAGAUCUUGGCGGAUCAGUCGGCGGCCGCAGGCAAUGCAACGGAGAGCGGCGCUGCGGUCCAGUCAGGGGAGAGAUCCAGCUUGGCUGGGAGUGCGCAGAACUGCCAGAACACAGGGGAGCAGGGAGCAGCCUGGACCAGCGCCGGAGAGGGCAGCGCUCAGCCCUCUUCUGGAGUCUCCAGAUCACUGACGUCCUCUUCCACGCUGGCUGAGAUUUUGGAGGCCAUGAAGCAUCCAACCACUGGAGUCCAGCUUCUCCCUGAGCAGAAGGGCCUCCCUGCCCAUUGCUUCAUCAGUGCGGAGGUGGUGCACUGGCUGGUCAACAACGUGGAAGGAGUGCAUACACAGGCCAUGGCCAUCGAUAUAAUGCAGAAAAUGCUGGAUGACCAGGUGAUCGUGCACGCCUCCGGCGAGGCCAUGCGCACGUUUGUGUAUGGAUUCCACUUCUACAGGAUCGUCAUGGACAGAGACCCAGACAGAGUCCAGGGGAUCCAGCCGUCCACGAUCUGGUACACGGCUGCCAUGGAGGACUUCGCCCUGUUCCAGAGGAAGUGGUUUGAGGUGGCUUUUGUUCUGGAGGAGAGGCUGCACUCUGAAAUCCCCGUGUUCUUCCUGCCGUGGCUGCCCAGCCGGCCCGCGUCCUAUGCAAGUAGGCACAGUUCCUUCAGCCGCAGUUUCGGAGGACGGAGCCAGGCAGCUGCUUUAUUAGCCGCCACGGUGCCGGAGCAGAAGACCGUGACUCUGGACGUGGAUGUGAAUAACCGCAGCGACCGCAUGGAGUGGUGCAGCUGCUACUACCAUGGGAACUUCUCCCUGAGCGCUGCCUUCGAGGUGAAGCUGCACUGGAUGGCCGUCACGGCAGCUGUGCUCUUCGAGAUGGUCCAAGGCUGGCACCGGAAGGCCACCUCUUGCGGAUUCUUGCUGGUCCCGGUCCUCGAGGUGCCCUUCGCGCUGCCCAGCUACCUGUACGGGGACCCGCUGCGCGCCCAGCUCUUCAUCCCCCUCGCCAUCGGCUGCCUGGUCAAGGAGGGCAGCGAGCACCUGUUCGAGGGAUUCGAACCUGAAACAUACUGGGACAGAAUGCAGCUUUUCCAAGAGGCUAUUCUCUACAGAUUCGGUUUUGUGCAGGACAAGUUCUCGGCUUCUGCUUUCAACUUCCCCUCUGAGAACAAGCCUCAGUACAUCCAUGUGACAGGCACCGUGUUCCUGCAGCUGCCCUACUCCAAGAGGAAGUACAACACAGGGCAACAGAGGCGCAGACGCAACUCCACCAGCUCCUCCAACCAGAGCCUGUUCGGAGAGGAGAAGAUCGGCUACAACUGGGCGUACAACACCAUGCUGACCAAGACCUGGCGCUCCGGGGCCACCGGAGACGAGAGGCUGGCCGACCGGCUGCUCAGGGACUUCACCGACUUCUGCGCCAACAAGGACAACCGUCUCGUCAGCUUCUGGGAGAGCUGCCUGGAGAAGAUGAACGCCAGCGCCCCCUGAGAGAGGGAGGGAGGGAACGCGGGGGAGACAGGAGAUCAGGGAGAGAGAGAGAGAGGAGAGGAAUAAAGAGAGAUAGAGGGAUGGUGGGACAGAGACCUCAGGCAUUGCAUGAAUUAUGAUGAGGUUAUAAGGCUUUGCUUUAAACCGUGUAUGAUUGAUUGAAGGAGAGAUAGAGGAGGGGUAGAGACUGAGGGAGAGGGUCGGAAAGGAAGAGAGGAAGAAAUGGAGCAGGAGAGAGGUACCGGAGAAUCAGCACUGGUCACUGGGGAUGAAACUGGGAGAAGAACCAGCCCACCACCCCACCAACCCCAUCAGAGUCAAUAUCAUUUCUGUGAGACAAACGGGUUGUCCUACAGCCUGGACUCUGUUAAAAACAAUUUGCCAAAAAAACGUGUUUUCUGAAGGUAUGAGAACCGUCUAUAGCCCAGCCAUCCUCGCUGCAAUAGGCGGGGAGUUCAGCUGCUGAGGGAGUAACAGGAGGAGCGAUAGGUCUUGAUAGGACAAGUGUCAGUCUUGCAGCGUGUGCGUGUGCGUGUGCGUGUGCGUGUGUGGGGGGGUGGGCUUUGCUUCAUGCUUCAUGCCUCAUCCCUCCCACCCAGUUAGUGAUGCUCACACUUUUACAACUGGAAAUCAAUAAACCAUGUGCACUAUCCUCUAAAAUAAUGCCUCUAAUUUUAGAGCUUGCUAAUGAUUUACUUGGGCAUGUGCAGUAAGAAAUACUGCACCAGGAGCUGUGCUGUUGAUUUGUGAUUAUCAGAACUCAACCACCUGUAUGACGCAGAUAUGGUUUGACCGGUGUGGCUGUAUAAUGUGUUAUGAAUGAUGUCAUGAUAUCAAGUUGCCUGGAUAUUCACGUUGUGAGCGAUGCACUCAAUCAAACUGCAACUGCACUGCCUGUGUUCAAAGUGUCUCACGUGUCUUUAAUUCUUCAAAUAUACUGGCUCCCUGCAGAGGGCAGCACUGCUGUUUCAUGAA
Acipenser ruthenus (sterlet) is the source of this 6703-nucleotide messenger RNA. Its product is annotated as GATOR complex protein DEPDC5-like. The coding region runs from base 920 to 5728 and encodes 1602 amino acids. Gene Ontology annotation, cellular component: lysosomal membrane; GATOR1 complex. Lineage: Eukaryota; Metazoa; Chordata; Actinopteri; Acipenseriformes; Acipenseridae. Gene Ontology annotation, biological process: positive regulation of autophagy; negative regulation of TORC1 signaling; cellular response to amino acid starvation. The record is from RefSeq and is a predicted model, not a curated record. Gene Ontology annotation, molecular function: GTPase activator activity. The transcript has 43 exons.